This is a messenger RNA of Clavispora lusitaniae ATCC 42720, 4101 nucleotides long. RefSeq names its product Ras family guanine nucleotide exchange factor (gene CSC25). Gene Ontology annotation, cellular component: plasma membrane. The record is from RefSeq and is a predicted model, not a curated record. Gene Ontology annotation, biological process: Ras protein signal transduction; positive regulation of GTPase activity. Gene Ontology annotation, molecular function: guanyl-nucleotide exchange factor activity; protein binding. NCBI's taxonomy places the organism in Eukaryota, Fungi, Ascomycota, Pichiomycetes, Serinales, Metschnikowiaceae.
AUGGAAGACGUUGCGCCCGACUCGCCCGCGCCCGACUCGCCCGCGCCCGACUCGCCUGCGCCAACCGCGCCGCCCGGCGUGCGGUGCCUCGACACGGUGAUCGCGCUCUACGACUUUGCGCCGCUGCACCCGCUGCACCUCGCGCUCGACCUCGGCGACACCAUCUACGUGCUCGCCCGCAGCGGGCCCUGGUGGGACGGCGUCUGCUUCCGCGGCGGCGCCUGGACCCGCGGCUGGUUUCCGCGCAACUACGUCCGCCUGGUCAAUUACGUGCAGCCGGUGCUCAAGCAGCUCCACAACCCGCAAGACCUCGACACGUUGACCGCCGCCAACACCGCCGCCAACGUGCUCAUCCCGCUGUUCACGGCGCUCCUCCAGAAAAACUUGGGCGACACCUCGGCGUCCGCCACCCGGAAAAACUCGGUGGUCAGUUUUGCCCUGGACGCCGACGACGUGCGCCUUGUUUCUGUCGAGGAGGCCGAGCAGUUGUCGCUCGAGCACCGCCGCACCCACGGCCGGCCCGCCGUGUGGCUUCCGCGCGCCACCGACGAGGGCGACAUUGCCUUUUUCUGCGACCAUCUCCGCGUGUGCUGCGCGUCCUUGCCGCUCGUGCCCUGGACUCCAGGCGUCGACACGGCGCCGCCUAUCUUGCCCUCGGCCGACGCCGUGGCGACGCUGGAGGUGUUCCGCAUGCGCACGCGCGACCUGUUUGACGAAGCCUCGCGCACCGCGCCCAAACGUGGCCUGGCCGCUAGCCUGGCGCUGCAGACGCUGGCGGCGUCGUACCACCACUUUCUGCAGCCGUUUUUCGCCGGCCGCGGCGUGUUCUGGCUGCACUGGGGCGACGUGGCGCGGUGGCCCGAGCUCAGCGAGCGCUUCGACCAGGCGCAGGCGGGCGCCCUUGCCGCGCUCCGCGCGGGCGACCGCGGCCGUUACGACGCGCAUUUUCUGCAGCUCACGACACUUGUGGCUGGCGCAGUUCAGAGCGCGCGCCUUUCGCACGCCGACUACGCCGGCUCCAAGUACGAGCGCGCCGUACACCGCAAGCUCAGGCGCUUGGCCGAGGGGCUCGCGCAGUUGGGCAUCAACGCGCAGCUCCAUGUGCUGGCGCCGUCGAACAGGCGCCAAAGCGACCUCCAGGAGUCGCCUCUCGAAGGAACUCCCGAAUCGGCCUCGAGCCUCAAGUUGCCGAGUCUUGCGCUGGGCGUUCGCGACUUGAGUCUCGCUCUGAGUCCGCGCGCGUCUGUGCUGCCUGCCUCUCCCGGCGCGGACACAUUGCGCGGGUCGCGCGCUUCGGGCGCUUCGCGCGUUUCGGGCGCCUCUGCCGCCGCGCGCGGGCCCACGCUGCUCAAGCCGGUCGAUGCCACCGUGAUUCUUCCGGCGGCGCAGUCGCGCGCCCAGACGCCAGAGACCGCGCCGCCCGAAUCGUACCUUCGACAGGCAGAGAUUGAAGCUGAGAACUUGCGCACAACGAUGCACGGCUUGGUGCGUCUUUUCCGCCAUCUCUCGCGCAACAAGCGGGUGUUUGUGCGCGACUACGACUCGUCCGACCUCUCGGAGGACGACGGCGAAGACAGAACAGACUUGUUGCCGCAGGUGUACCCGCGGUUUGUCACCAACGAGUUCAACGGCGGCAACUGGUGCAACCCGUUUUUCGUCGACUCGCAUCCGUACUUGAAUCUCAGCGGCGAUCUGUUGAAGAACCGCUACCAUCUCAAAACCAUCGUGGACCAGGCCGCGUACGACGAGGCAAAGAAAACUUCGGCCGAACUCGUGCGCUUUUCUCGCGAUGUCCUCCAUUACCUAGAUCCUGCUUUGCAGUUUCGCUACUACAACGAGGCACUUAAAAACGAGCGAAACGAUAAUAUCGUGCGCAUCAUGUAUAAAUUCAUGCAUUGUGCCAGUACCUUGAUUGACCACUUGGAAUCGUUUGACUUCACCGUGUUCUGUCUCAUCAAGCGUAACUUUUCGGGCUCGUCCGCCGAUGAUCCGCUGUCUUCUCUUGCCGCGCCGCGGUCCACUCUCCAAAGUCUGGUUCCCUCUCUAACUCCAACAGACUCUUCUCUUACUCUCGCAGAUCCACCUUCCACGCCAACAGAUACUGCCAUGUCCACAGAACCUUCGACAGACCAGCUGCUUUCCCCAGGGAUCGCCAUUGGCGCAAGGAACAUGUCCAAAGAAAAUUCCAAAGAGACAUCUAUCGACUCGUCUCUCCCUGCAAAUGUGGCUAGCAAUCUCACCUUCGAUUAUCCUAUGGUGCUCGAGUUCUUCCAACGCAAACAGCAGCUUCACGAUAUGCUUGCUCGAAUCAUGAUGCAAUCUCAGACUUUGACGCUUGAAGACCCAGAUGUGUUUACACCCAUGAAGGAAAGCAGCCCUGUGCUCUACGAUCGUGAUGCUUUGAAAGAUCCAAUUGAACGCUCCGCGUUUCUUUUGGCGGGUAUUCUUGCCGACCAGAGUCUGCACAAUGCUGAAGAUCGAAUCUACAUCAACCAAGAUAAAGUGCUCUCAAAAAUGCUUGAAGAGCUCAUUGAUUUUUGCGAUGACGUGCUUGUGCUUAUUCGCCAGUUGAUCGAUGAGAGGGAAACUAUUUUGAACUAUGCCACCCGUGUCAUGCAUGAUGACUUCAACAUUGAGUUGUUGGUGAUUGAACGCAACAACACCGUCACCAGCACGAAAACUGAAGAUGUAGAAUAUUUCAGUGGAAAAAGCUCCAACGACAAUACCCCUUGGUAUUUGCAAGGAGACGAGGAGUACGAUUUACUUAUCGAUGUUAAUGGAAACAUUAAGGGAGGCACUAAAGAAGCAUUGGUGGCGCAUUUGACUCAUCAUUCAUCUUUUGAUGCCACAUUCAACACAACCUUUCUUAUAUCUUUCGCCACAAUGAUGACUGUGAAUGAGUUGAUACAUUUGUUAAUGAACAGAUUCAACAUUGAAGCACCCGAGGGCUUGAGUUAUGAAGAGUAUUUAACCUGGCGUUCGCGAAAGAGGGAUAAGAUUAGAUUCAAAGUGCUCGAUGUCAUGAGACUUCUCUUGGAAAAUCAUUGGUGUGGAUCCUAUACCAAUAAGUCCUUGUUGACGAGGUGGAUAAAGUUUUUGAGACUGAAUGAGCCACAACAAUUUGACAUUACGCUGACGAUCAUUGAAGAUAUCAAAUUCAUAUUAGACGGCGGUGUGUUCAACACCGAAAAAGUACCUACAAUCAUAACGGAAAAAGCUCCGGCUCCGCUAUUGAAGAGUUUUUCUUUGAGAAAGUUGAAGCUCAUGGACAUUGAGUAUGUCGAACUUGCCAGACAACUCACACUCCGAGAAUUUGGCUUAUAUUGCAGCAUUUCCAAACUUUCGGCAAUUCACAAAGUAUGGGGGAAGAAAUCUGGCUUGAAUGAAUCAGUUGAGAACAUCACCAACUUUAUCAAGGCAUCAAACCAAUUGACUAAUUUCGUGGCGUAUAUGAUUUUGCGCAAGGAUGAUGCGAAGAAACGAGUACAAAUAAUCCGGUUUUUUGUUCAGGUGGCCGAGAAGUGUCGGUCCUACAACAAUUUUUCCUCAAUGACGGCGAUUAUUUCGGCUCUUUACUCCUCGCCUAUUCACAGACUUAAAAAGACUUGGUCAUACGUUCCUCGAGACACGAUGACGCUGUUGCAGAAUAUGAACAAACUAAUGAAUUCGAGCAGAAACUUCAACGAAUACAGAGAUAUGCUCAAGUUUAUUGGCCUGGAACCUUGUGUUCCCUUUUUUGGCGUUUACCUCAGUGAUUUGACCUUUGUGCUUCAUGGUAAUCCGGACAAUUUGUUGAACCGAACAAGAAUGAUCAAUUUUGCCAAGCGAACGAAAACUGUCGACAUAGUAUUGGAUAUCGACCGUUUCAAACGGAUCGGAUACAAUUUCCAAGAGGUGAGUGAAAUUCAAAAUUACCUUGAUCUCUGGUUUGAUAAAUGCCCAACAAUUGAGGAACAGUAUCAGCUUUCGCUCAACAUCGAACCACGGGAGCAAGGCGAUAAGAAGCAAUCCACAAAACCACAGCCUAACAAACGGUCUGCUCCCGGUCGCGGCCCAAGUCCGAAAUAUCAGCAGUCGGUCAACGUUCUUGGGAUUCGCUAA